AUGGUGGUUCGCAUAUUGGUCGUACGGAACGGCACUCAAGAGAGCUGUGACGCAGCUGGCGGCACCGACGACGGUGUCGGCGGCAGCGGCUACAGAAACAGCGGCAUGGCCAUCAGCGGUGGUGGCGACGCCGUGGAGGAUGCCAGCGUGCCGUAUCACCUUCCCGCACUGCCGCCACCACCCAUGACGGUCGAGGAUGCGAAUCGCCACGAAGACAGCAACCGCCCCGAGUGCUGCGAUGAGCGGAUUGGCAGCAGCACGCAAGUGGCAGAGAGCGGAGGAGGAGCAGUGCAGAGCAGCCAGCGAAAAGGCCCGCCCUCGGCAACGAUACCCAAGACAUUGUCGCCAUCGGCGGCGCGAGUGCGGCCGCGGGCGAUCACAACGAGCGGCGUUUCCUCCAACCACACUCUCGGAAAGGACUGCGUCACCACUCCGUGCGCCGUCCGUGCGAAGGCGCCGACCAGCCCAGCAGCCUCGCCCUGUGCUGAGCACAGCCUCGGUGUCGCUCCGCCAUCUCUCCUUGCCCCAGCGCCUCUGCCAAUCAGCCUCAGGGAGCGCACUUCGUCACCGCCGUUGGGCACAUUCGCCGCCGAGGCAGGCCAGAGACUCGGCAGCGUCGACCAUGGCACCAUCAGCGCCGCGUCCAAUUUGAUACGGCCAGAACUGCUUUGUAAGGAGGCCUUGUACGACGCUCAGCAGCGGACUGUGUCCUCGGAUUCGGUGCCGGCUUCCAGGUCACAGUCACGCAGUCGCAUCGCAUCGCAUGCCGACGUCUCCUUGGUGCAGUACGCGCCCGUCACGGCAUCAGCGCCGCACGAGGCAGAGCCACGCCCCAUUCACGUGAACGCCACGGCGUCGCUGUCGUGUGGGGUGCACUCCUGCACCCUCUACGAGCCAGCCCCCGGCCCGGAUGUCGCCACGUCCACCGCGGUGGGUGCGGCAGCCAUGCCUACCUUGGAAGCCGCCACCGCCAAGCAACACUCCACGUCGGCUGCAUCGGCACCGUUGCGCGUGAGCGAGCAAGCACCCCAACCCGAUGCUAGCGCACCACCUCUGCAUGGCUGGGCCUCCUCCGUCAACAACGCCGGCACUCCCGUCCCCGGCUCGGCUCGCUUUAGGGAGGCGUCUUGCCCUGCUUCGCCGGUGACGAUGAUGCCCUUGUUCACCGCCACAUCGCCUUUCGCCAGCGCCGUGAUCGCAGUCACGUCCGCUGAGCCGCCCCGCUCGCUUGGCGCGCUGCCUCUGUCAAGCGCGUCCAGCUCGUCACCCUCGCCUCCACCAGCGGUGCCAUCACCGUCCCCGACGCACCCUCGGGGUCUGCAAGCACCUCCACCGCAGCAGCAGCUGCCUUUGCCUGCGAGGAUGACCUCGUUGGUGCAAGUUUCGGAAGGAGAGGGGAUGUGUGAGGACCCGGGCAAGGUCUUGCUGUCCUUGCACGGCAACCUUCAUGCACCACUCGGCGGCCCGGAGAAGGCCAACGCCGGCGUCAACACGGCGUUGUGCGCCACCCUGCUCAGCGGAUGCGGCGGCCUCAGCCCCUUGGGCACUCGGGAAGCGGCGGGACUGACCGCCCGGCCAAGCACACCCAUCUUGAAGUCCAGCGCAGGUCCUCAGCCACACCCGCGACUGCUCGAGUCGUCUUCCCUCACUGCUGGGACCUCGUUGACACAGCCGAUGGGGAGACCGCUGGUCUCACUUCCGCCGAUUCUCAGCGCUGGUGCCGCGGCGAACUCCACCUCAUCCUUAUCGCUGCUCCUCCCGCCGGCUGCCGUGCCCGUCAGCUUCCUCAGCGGCAGUGGUCACAAGAAUGGCGGCGGCGGCGGCAGCGGCAGCAGCAGCACUGGUGCGGAAGGCGCUGGAGGCUUUCGGUCACCCUUGGCGUUCCGCUCUCCCUUCACCUCCGUGCUCACGCCACACGCGCACCACCACCAUUCGGCCGCGGUGUCCCCUCACCCCUGCCUCUUCCACCGAUGUGCAUCUGUGCGGCCUCCGACGCCACUGCAGCUGCCGCCACAGCAGUCGUCAGCACUGCAGCAUGGAUUCAGCUCUCCCCCCAGCUUCCAUCAGCAACAGCAGAGGCAGAGGCCUCCCGACCCCUCCCCGCCGCGCACGUCGAUGAUGUCCAUCUCCUCCUCAUCGUCCCUCUACUCCGGGUCUUCACCGCCCCUGUUCGCCUUGGGCAACCCCGACCCCGCGCCAGGGAGCGGCCCUCUCCCAGCCUCGUCGUUGACGUUCAUGCAAGGCGGCGGCGUGGCCGUAGCAACGGCCAUGUCGCCAGCAUCUGCGCACCACACUGCCGGCGGUUCACCGGCAGCUGCACGCCGCCCUCCUCGCGUGCACUCCCCACUUCUGCUGCCGCCGUCCGCGGCAAUGCCGCCCUUUACGCCCCCGUCCCUUGUCACCUUUCCGUGGAGCGGCAUAUCUUCGCCCAGCGGGGCGGGGCGGACGCGUCAGUCUUCGCUGGCGCUCUUCGCCAGCACCCCUGGCCUCCAUAGUAUGUCUUUCCCGACGCCAGGUCAAGCCGCAUCGAGUCUGACAUCAGCGCCGACGGUCUCAGCCGUGGUGGCGCACAAGGAAGUGGAUUGGGGGAAUGUCCUGCGUCCCAACGCGGCAGGCAGCAACGCUAUGGCGUCGCGCGAUGCCUCUCAGUCGCGAGAUCAGCAGCAGCAGCAACAUCACUCCCACCACCGCCUGCACACUGUGAACCACCGUUCAGCGAGAGGGGUGGCGGCCCAACCGGUAGUGUGCCCGCCGACAUGGCGUGUGCUUGAGGUCUCUGGCAGCAGCAGCGGCAGCAUGGACAAGAGCGGCGAUCGCUCCGCCGAGUGGUGCAGUGAGGACGGGCAGCAACGCCUGAGCAUCGCGUCCCCCGCAGACUCGGCAAGGGCGCGGCAGCCACACGAACGCGAGGUGCCACGCGACGUUAUGGAGGUGUUGGGGUCACCUGACGUGGGCCGCGAAGGUGACGACAGCGAGGCGAAUGCGCGCCUCGGGGACAAGGAGGUCGAUGAUGCCGGCAACUACCUGGCAGAAGAGGUGGUUGCCUCCGAGGAUGAGCGCGAGGCGUCAUCACUGAUGUGCAGGUGUCGCCGAAGCAGAAACAGUGUCGCUGUACACGACGCAAUACGCACAGCAGCGCUAACACCACCAGCUCGCCUGCUGCGAGCCAUGCCGCUGCACAGUCGAAGCGGCGACAGCACCUACCCACCCGAACACACCACAGGAGCCCCAGAGGAGGCGUUCACGGCCGAACGCGGCUUCAGUGCCUCCAGCAUUCUCGCCCCCACCCUUCCGCAUACCCCUGGCCGGGCAUCGAGCAGCAGCGCAACAGCCGCGACGGUCACCCACGGGCGCCACUUUUGGGUUUCCUCCCUCGCAUCCCUCAGUCACGGUAAGCAAGGCGCCGCACUCGCUGCGGCAGCGUCUUGCCAGGCCCUGCCAACAGCGCACACGCCGUCCCCCUCAACCCCUUCUCCCUUUCCCGUGCCCCCUGGCUGUAGGUGGGCGCGCGGCAGUGGUGCCGCUGCCCGGCUCACCGAGCAUCUCUCCGUCUCCCCCGCGCCGUCUAGGUCACCAAUGUCGCCCAGCUACCGCAAGACGUCCGGGAGGGCGGUGAGUGGUCACAGCAACAGCAGUCUCGGCGGUCUCUGUCGUGAAUCACCGAUGCGAAGAGGCGCCCGAAGUCGGCGCGCGAGCUCCGUUACAAUCAUCGGGGUGGCUGAGGAUGAGUCCGUGCCGGUUUCGGUGCGCGGCAUCACCUCACCGAGACCAAGCUUCACAGCGGCGGGUGCCGCACCGCGGAGAACGGCCUCGAUUAGUGCGCGCUCGGCACCCCUGCAAGCAACACCAUCGUCUCCCGCGGCGGUCCCGCCACUGACGGAGCUUCUGCUGUCGUCGCCGUCAAGUGCUACCGGCAGCGGUGCGUACUACCGCUUGAACUCGAGCUGUAAUGGAGACAUGCCAACCCCGGAUAUGGCGGCAGCGGCCGCCGCUGCUGUGCAGCGCCUACACCGAAAACGCUCUAUCCCCGUACCGCCGCCCUCGACGGCGCUGGCGUUGUCGCCGAAAGCAAGUGCUGCCACGCAGUCGCCCGAAGGCGCUGUGGCGGCUGAGCGUGACGCGUCAGCCCUAACGGAAGCCACCCAGCAACAGCAGGGGCGGGAACGCGACGUCAUCACGGCAGCAGUGGCCGCCACUACAGACGCGGCUGCGCCGCCGGAAGCGUCGACCACGGAGACGGAAAAACUCUCAGCUCCGUUGCCGCAAGGUCGGAGCAACGAAUCGAGUCGCUCGCUUCAUCGCACGCCAUCGUCCGUUGCCCGCGCAGUGGCCGUGGCGCUGCGGCGUCCGCGGCGCUCUGAAGACCCCGCUAGCGGCUGCGUGCCUCUCCACAACCCGUUCCCGCGCAUACCCAGUCUGCUUAUGAGCUCUACGCGUCCGUCAUGGACGGCCGCCAUGGAUCCUACAAAGGUCGCCGAUCCCGGCGAACCCAGCGUGAAUCCUUUGCGAUGCAUGCAAGAGGGUGAGGCAGCGGAAGCGAACGGCACGCCUGAAGUCCUCAGGCGGCAGCAAGCUGAGCGAGAGCAACCGCCAUCUGCCGAACAAUCACAAGUGCGGCCAGGAGCGUGCUUCAAGCAUCCUAGCAGCAGCCCGAAUCUCGGCGUCGCUCUUGUCUCCGCAUCCACGGCCGUUUUAGCGGCACCACAGCCGCCAUCGGACGACAAGGCGGCGGUGUCCGCCACAACCCCGGAAAGCCGGCACCGCUACCACCGCGUAGGCGCCUCGCCCUCGCCCUCGCCCUCGCCCUCGCCCUCGCCCAUCCCGCUAACAAUGUCGACGAUUGGGACGGCGAUGACUGGCGUGAGUUGGUUGCGCAGCACAGGUGAACAGUGA
Molecule: messenger RNA, 4893 nt
Organism: Leishmania mexicana MHOM/GT/2001/U1103
Lineage: Eukaryota; Euglenozoa; Kinetoplastea; Trypanosomatida; Trypanosomatidae
Exons: 1
Coding region: 1-4893 (1630 amino acids)
Source: RefSeq, a predicted model, not a curated record